Centruroides sculpturatus (bark scorpion) is the source of this 6081-nucleotide messenger RNA. RefSeq lists its product as uncharacterized. Gene Ontology annotation, molecular function: protein binding. Bases 134 to 4306 code for a protein of 1390 amino acids. The transcript is spliced from 16 exons. NCBI's taxonomy places the organism in Eukaryota, Metazoa, Arthropoda, Arachnida, Scorpiones, Buthidae. The record is from RefSeq and is a predicted model, not a curated record.
UUAAUUUUUUAUUUAUUUAGCUAUUACUUCAGAUCAAAAUGUAGAAGUUGGAAGAUCAUUUUUUGUAAAUUGCAAAUUAAAUAGCCAUAACAUAACAUUACCAAGAAAAGGAUUAUUUUAUGCAAAUUCGUCCAUGCUUGUUUUGAAAUUUAACAGAAAUUAUCUAACAGAAAAUGUUAACAUAUUAGAUCCAUACACAAUACAAUUCAGAAAAGAAAAUGCUUCCUUUGAAGACAUCGGCAAAUAUUAUUGCUUUUUGAAUUAUGAUGAAAAGAAGACGCUUGUAUGUGCUACUCAAGUUACUGUUGGAUAUAAACCUCUUCCUGUUGCAAAUUUUUCCUGUAUUUCUUGGCAUUAUCAAAAUUUAACUUGUUCUUGGAUUCCUCAACAGAAUCCUAUAAUAACAAAAUAUAUUCUUGAAGAUUUUAUCAUUCGUUAUAAUACAAGAGAGCCUGAAAUAGGUGGAGUACCUCGUCCUUGUCCAGAAAAAAUUUCUGAAACAAGUUGUCAAUGGCAGCUGAAUAGUGAUCCACCUUAUAGAAAAGCUUCACAGAAUAUAACUUUUAAGCUAACAGGAAUUAAUAGUCUGGGAAAUUACAGUCAAAUAUUUACAAUUAAUCAUUAUGCAAGAGUCUUACCCAGUGCACCUCAUAGUCUUGAUGUACAAGCUAUAACUGAAACUAGUAUCAGUGUUGUUUGGCUUCCUCCAUCAGAAAUGUCAAUCGAAGGAGAUUUUGAACCAGGGUUGACUUAUCAACUACAGUACAAGAGUGAAUAUGAUGAUAUAUGGGAUUUUAUAAUUGUAAAUAAAACAAAAGAAGCCCAUAUAAUAGAUCUGAAUCCAUAUACAGUUUACACCUUAAGACUACGUUGCCGUUCAACGGUUGCUUACACUGAUGAUAUGUGGAGUAACUUUACGACACGUGUUAUUCAAACGAAAGCAGAUGUUCCUUACGUUGCACCUAAAAUUGUUCAAGGACUUUUUGAAGUAAGAAAUUUCCAACGCGGAAGAAAUAUUAUCAUUCAUUGGAAACCAAUUCCCCAAAAAGACUGGAAUGGAGAAAAUUUUCAUUAUGACAUUCAGUGCUAUGAAACUCAUAUACCUAUUAGAAGAUAUAAAAAGGAAACAAAUAGUAUGUGGAAAAAAGAAAUAAGCUCUUCUGCUACAUUCACAAAUAUGAACAAUAUGUUAGAUUAUGUAUUUAUAAUAAGAACUGCUAAUUCUCAAGGAACCUCUGAUGAAUAUAGUAAAAUUAUAGUGAAUAACAAAGAAAAUUUAUUACCACCACCAAAAGAUAUUAAAGUAACAGAUUACGGAAGAGGAAUGUAUGAAAUUGCAUGGACUAUGCCAGAACAUGUGGAAGUAGACAACUAUACCAUAUUCUGGUGUGAGGCAGUUUUAUCAAGACCAUUCCCAUGCGUGGGACCAUUUCAGUGGAAAGUAGUGUCUAAGGAUUCCACUUUUGCUCGAUUGAAUUUAUCUGACAUUGAUACUAAUUACCGGUUUGCCAUCUCUGCCAAUUCAAGAUUGAGUAGUUCAGGAAUGGAAUGGGCACCAUGCAUUAUACCUCAUAAUGGAGUUUUAAAUAAAAUUGAGAAAGUGAAUGUCCAGGCAAUAAAUUCAACAAGUUUAAAAGUUAUAUGGUAUUUUGAUUGCGAUGCUCAGAAACACAUAAUUGAAAAAUAUUGUAUUUAUUGUUAUGUGGAUUAUAAUUCUACACAUAAAGAAUUUGUUAAAAGAAUUCUUUUUAACAACACUCAAACAAAUAGUUAUAUUGUUACUGGAUUAAAGCCCUAUACAGUCUAUAGCAUUGUCAUAACAGCAAUGAUUGGUGAACGUGAAAGUAGUCAGAGUGAUUAUAAAACUGAGAGAACUAAAGCUGGAGCUCCUUCGGAUUCUCCUCAGAAUGUGACAAUAACAAACAUAACUGAUACUUCUGUAGAAUUAAGUUUUUAUCCACCUAAUAUCAGCAAUGGUAUAAUCACUAGUUAUAAUAUUCUUAUCACAUCAGAGGAUGGAAGCUCAAAACAAAAAUCAUUUUGGUUUCAUAAGCACAGAUUUUCUGCAGUUAUUGAUAAACUUGUUCCUUAUACAAAUUAUACAAUGGAAGUUAAAGCCUGUGUUGAACAUGAAUGUUCUCCUCCAAAAGUUGUUUAUGUAAUGACAGAUAUUGGUGUUCCUGGUAUCAUGGAACCACCAAUUCCUGCAUUGUAUAAUGGUACUUUUGUUAAGUUAUCUUGGACAGCUCCACAACACACUAAUGGUCCAAUAGAUUUUUAUAGUUUAAAUAUACAAUGGGAAGAGAAUGAUGAACUUCAAAAUCAGACUCUUACCAUCUACGAUUACACUCAUUACAACAUGAAUGUUGAUUGUCCAUUUCGUGAUAAAGAUGUACUGUAUUCAUUCUCCAUUCAGGCUGCAAAUGUAAAAAAUGGAAAUGUUCUCUAUGGAAAUAUGAGUGCUCCAACUCAGACAAAACUCUGCUAUAUUAGUGAUGGUGUUACUUGGUAUAUGCUUCUUGGCAUAAUUGUUGGUGGAACACUUGGCUUAGUUGUUUUGUUAGUUCUACUUUAUGGAUUUGCUAGAUGGAUGAAAAAGAAAGUUGAUCGAAUAAAAGAAAUUAAAGUGCAGCUUCCACCUGGUUUAGAUUCACCCCCUUGUCAUUCUCUUAUUUCAUAUGAAAAUUUUGAAAAUGGCCUGAUUAGAAAAGCUAGCGAAUCUAACUUAAGCCCACAAACUUUAUAUGGACCUUUGAGUUCUUAUGCUUCAGAUGAAGGUGAUCCAAAAGAUCCUCCAGAUUCAGAUGCUUCUCAAUUCAGUAAUAAUUCAACUGAAGAGUUAUUGUAUAAAAAGAAUGGUCAAACAGAGCAUGGUGGCGGCCAUUCUAAUGGAGAGAGCAAUACUGGGAAAGGUCAUGAUAGCAUUUCAUCUUCGUUAACUAAUCGAACUCAGUUAUCAUCUGAUUCUGGAGCUGAAACAGAUGUUCUGCCACCUCCUUCACCUGAAAGUGAUAAUGGGCAGGGUUUACCUCAUUCAUCACCUCAGCCACAAAACAAAUCUAUGCUACCCAAAGUAGAUGAAGCUCAUUCUUCCGACAGUAAAGAUUCAGGAUUGGAGAAAGAAGAAGGAGGAAAUGAGAAAGAAAAUAGUUCAAAUCAUUAUUCAAGGUUUGUGUGCUAUCUGGAUAAUCCUCAACAUCCUUAUAAUCAAAGAAAGAUUUUAGAUAGAUCAUCUGGUAGUCAACAGCUUCCAUACAGUAAAUUUGGUGUUAAUAUGCCAGGUGUUUCUGGUUACAUACCUCUUGCAAAUAGUCUGGUAUUUAUGAGCAGAUCAUUAGCUAAUAGUGAACCAUCAGUUGUGGAUGCAGAAAAAAUUAAAGAAAAAGACCAAGAAAUCACAACAGAUGUAGCACCUCCUUAUUCGAAAUAUGGUCUGGCUAGAAGCUUUGGUGAAGCAUUAAAUAUGCCAGCCUCUGUUGACAUUUGUACACUAAAUAAUGGGUAUUCAAAAUGUGGUGUUGCUUCCAAUAUUCCUUGUUUACAAAACACACAUGAUAUUCCUACUAAUCUACCUACUCCAGUAAGUGUACCAAAUUCAUCUUACCAGAAAGCUAAUAAGUCAACAGAAAAUAUAAAAUCUCUUCCAUUAUCAUCAUGGGUUCCUUGCCCAAAAAAUAAUGGUUAUGUAACUGUUGAUAAACUAACCAAUCCUGGUAAAACUUUACCAACUCAACCAGUUGAUGGAACUGCUUAUUCUCGUCUUGGUACAAAGCCAGAAGUGGGAAUUUCAACCUGCCAAUCUAAAGGUUAUGUAAGUAUUCAAGAUGCCAAAGAUAUGUUAAGUGGAAAAGAGAAAUCAAAUGGUAAUGAAUCAAAAGAGCAUUUAGUGGGUAUACCUGGAUAUUCAAAGUUUGAUAUUCAGUGUGACAGACUUGAUAAUUCUUCAAAUAUAGAAACCAUGGAUCCUAUAUUGACUGGAACAAAACCUAAGAUUUAUCCUAAUAAUGUUAGGCAAGAUUAUGUACCAUAUUGUGGAUUUAACGAUUCAGCUGAUGAUUACAUGUAUAAUAAAAAUCCCAAUUUUGAAGAUAAGGGACAGAAUUUAAAUAAUUCUCUAUUUCCAGUGGAAGAGGAUAAUGGAAACAUUACACCAAAUUUAUCACUGGCAAAGUAUUUAGCACAACCUAAACUAUAUGAACCUAAAAAUGGGUAUGUUCAAAUAAAUCCAGAAAUAUCUCCAGAUUCAGUUAAGAUUGUUCCCAGUGAUUCCCAUGUUCAUUCUUCAUUAACAGAUACAGCAGUGUGACUUUGAAAACAGAGUAUUCCUGUUUUAAUCUCAAUAUAUAAAGACUUCAAUUCUGAAAGUCUUCAGUUUUCCUUACUAGUUGAAGGAGUAAAUUGAAUUCUGAUCUGAAGCAAAAUCUGAUACAGAUUUUAAGACAAUUAUAGUUGAUUUUUGCAGAAAUUAUUUUAUUAAUUCAUGUUCAGUGUGAACUAUGAAACAAGAAUGACUUUUGAUUUUUUUUUUUUCAUUGAGAUAAAAUAUUAGAAAUGAAUAGUAUUGUGUGGCCAUGUGGUCUAGUCACUUAUAUUGCCAAACAAAUUUAGAACUAGUUCAUAUUCAUACAAGUGUAAAAUUGAUCCAUCCAGUUUGUCAUAAGUACCAUCUCCAAAGCAGCAUAUAUAUUACAUUGGACCAAUUGUGAACGUGUAAACAAUCAUUUGAACGGUGCCUUUUACAAUUCAUUACACCAGAAUCUUUAGAUGGAGCUUCCAUUUUAAGCAGUUAAAUGUUUAAAGGAAUUUGACAGAAAAAUGAUUGUACAUUUGUUUGAAAUACAAUUUUGCCCAUUGCAUAUCAUGAAAGCAAAGUCAUUAAAGAAAAAUGAUUUAUAUUUAAUAUUCAUACUUUCUUAAUGUUUGUUUUUGCUUCAAAUAAUUAGAAAGUGAAAUUUUUGUAAGCUUCUGUAAAGUAUCUCCAAAAGGAUUACAAAUAUACGACACCAGAACUAGCGACGACAAGUGUAAAAUGUAUGUAUGUGCGCAUGUGUAUAAAUACAUUAGAUUGUUUAUAAGCUCAUCCAUUAUUCGCACUUCAGAAUAUAAUGUUAUGUAUAUAAAUCAUAGAACAGCUAACAAUUAACAAAUAGAACACAAAAAAAGCAGUGUUUAUUUCUGUGGCAACUUACAUUACAAAUGAUAAUAUGUAAUGUCAUUCUUUAAGCUGUUAUAAUGUUGAUGUUAUAUUAAGAUUUCCUUUAUUAAGUGCCAUUUUACAUUUCUUUGUUUUAAACUCCCUGUGGCAGGGACUUUUUGUCAUCUCGCUUCCAUCAUCCAUGAUUAUAAAUGGAUAAAAUAUUUAAUAAAAACUAGUUGUCAGCUAUUAUUGUAACAUUAUGUAGCUGUUUUCCUGUUUUAAUUUUUUAAAGCAGUAUAUAGGCAUACAUAUGGUCUCACUAAACUAUGUCUAGUAUACUAUUUAAUAUAAGCUCACAUUAGUUCUUGAACUUCCUAUGUAAAAAUCAUGAAAGAAAUAAAUUCUUGGAUCAGAGAAACUAAAUAUUAUUAUAUUACAUACAUUAAUAGUGAAGUGGUGCAAUAAAUGCUCAUUGAAAUUCAUUGUAUAGAAAUUUGGCAAAGAUUAAUUUCUUAAAAGUAAUCAUAGUUCCAAGUCAAAUGUUAAUCCUAAAAUACAUGUUUGUGUUGAUGAAUCUCAAGCAAGAGUGUGUUUAUAAAAUCUUAUAUACAUUAACGUGGAAAAAAGAAUUAUACGAGUUUAAAAUUCGGUUUACUUCACCUUUUUCUUUUGUUUCUCGCCAAAAUUUAUUUCUUAAAAGUGGCAGUUUUGUUUUUAUAUUUAUAUAUUAUAUGUAAAAUAGAAACGAUAAAAGCUGUUAUUCAAAAUGUUAUUUCUUUUUAGUAAAGGCUGGUUUCCACAUUAACAGAAAAGGGAAAAGUAAAAAUAACUAGAUUCCAUUUCCAUUUUCUGUUUUGUUCUUCCACAAUACUAGAACAGAACUAGCAGAAUUAAGUCGAUUGUAGUGGCAUGUUCUCUCCAAUUACAGUUGACAACUUUAUAAU